AUGGGUGAACCUGGUGCCGUGGAAGGGGUGGAGGCGGAAUCAAAGCUCGGGCAACUUGAGCAGCUUCCUGCCAUAAAGCAUGACGAGGCUCCUGCGGUCGAUGCUGAGACUGGUGGACUUGAUCGCAGCUGCACGUAUUCCACCUUGAUGGAGAUACCGGACUUGCCCACCCGGGGAAGUUCAGGGGCGACUAUCGGGAUGAGCAAGACGGAGCGCCACACAUUGGGGAGGUAUUCCCACAUCGACAUGGGAGUGGCACGUGGCAUGUCCUUGCGAAAAUCACUUGAGGGUUUCGGCCGCCUCUGGAGAUACAACCCCGCUACAUGGACAGACGAAGACCGCAUGAGCCUGUACAACAUGUCCACAAGGGUGACGCAUUUCCAGACAUUCGUUUCGCACACUUGGCGAAGCCCUGGAAGAUGGAAAAUCCUGUCCCUGUCCCUCCAAUGCGGCUGGCAUUACGGAUUUGUCUCCUGGCUUGUCGCCGCAACACUGUGCACCGCUCUUUGCCUGGCAGAUGUUCUGCCAAUGCCGCUGAUGUACCGGGCGAACGUCAUGGGCUUUGUCGAUGUUUGUCCGAUGGGCUUCUGGAUCAUGACUUGCAGCUGUCUGGCCAUGGGGCUUGGGCUGAUGUCUACCCCUCUUUGGACAGAUAGGUGUGGCCGCAGCACGGACACCUGCUUCAUUGAUGUGGCGAGCAUUCACCAGGUGGACAAGACCUUGAUGGAGCGUGGUGUGUUUGGAAUCGCAGGAUUCUUGAGCAUUUCCUCUGAGAUGCGGAUUCUCUGGAGCGCGCCGUACCUCUCUCGUCUUUGGUGCGUCUUCGAGCUUGCGGCAUACAAAAAAGUGAAUCCAGAUGGAAGGAUUACCUUUAGGCCGCUGUUCAUCGAGCAGGCCGUGUUGGCAUUGAUGUUAUGCUCGUAUGUGUUCUCCUUUCUCUGCUUGUUUGCACAGAGUAUCUUUUACGGCAACGUGAUCGUGCUGCUCUUGAUUUUUACUGUGGCCUGGCCAGUAGCUAUCUGCGUUUUGAGACUGAAUUUUCGACAGAAGCAUCAGCUUCUGAGCCAGCUUGACAACUUCGAUCUGGAUACCGUGAAGUGUUCUCAGCAAUUUGAUAGAGAUUUUAUCCAUGCUGCCAUUGAGAAGUGGUACGGCAGCAAACAGACUUUCGUCGAUUUCGUGCGUCAGGAUUUGAAAUAUGAGCUUGAGAAGUCACUUUCUCGCACGCGGCUUCCCAACCAAUACCUCCUCCUGCUGCUCACGCCGGUCCUCAGCCUGAGCGCUGAGUUCUUUCUGGCAGCCUGGAAGGGUGGUGCUCCUUCCGAUGCGUUACUCUCCUUUGCUGUUGGGAUUCUCCUGGGUUUUGACGUUUUCUUUAUUUGGGCAUCCAACUUGCUUAUGGUCUACCUUUGCGACGUCUUGGCUCCUCGCCGCUUCGGCCGCUUGGACCACCUGCAGACCGUUUUUAUCAUGGUCCUAAUCGUCGCCACUCUUUAUGUCGGAUCUGUAGAGUCUGCGCGGGCAUACCAACACAGCCUCGCUGGUGCCUUUAUUUUCCUGGGGGUCUCGGUGCUCUCAGCAGCUUGCAUGAGCUGGUUGGAGGGACGGUCAGUUGCCAGCCUCCUACGUUACUGCCGGCGUGCCCGCCGUCAUGCGGAGGUGGAAUUCGGUCCUGAACAAUAA
This is a messenger RNA of Symbiodinium necroappetens, 1683 nucleotides long. The record is from the annotation of a GenBank genome assembly. NCBI's taxonomy places the organism in Eukaryota, Dinophyceae, Suessiales, Symbiodiniaceae.